Messenger RNA from Setaria italica (foxtail millet), 420 nucleotides. RefSeq names its product protein YABBY 4-like. Gene Ontology annotation, cellular component: nucleus. The coding region runs from base 1 to 420 and encodes 139 amino acids. Gene Ontology annotation, biological process: polarity specification of adaxial/abaxial axis; abaxial cell fate specification; multicellular organism development. Lineage: Eukaryota; Viridiplantae; Streptophyta; Magnoliopsida; Poales; Poaceae. The record is from RefSeq and is a predicted model, not a curated record. The transcript has 2 exons.
AUGUCGUCCUCGUCCUCCUCGUCGUCGGCCGCCAUCCCGCUGGACCACCUCGCGCCGUCCCCCACCGAGCAGCACUGCUACCGUGCUACGUGCACUGCAACUGCUGCGAAACCAUCCUCGCCGUACGUGCAGUGCGGUGGCGCCGCCGAGCGCGCGCGCCCCACCCACCUACCCGACACCGUCGGCGUGCCGUGCAGCAGCCUGUUCAAGACGGUGACGGUGCGCUGCGGCCACUGCGCCAGCAUGCUCUCCGUCAACCUCCACGGCCUCCUGCUCCCGCCCGCGGCGCAGGUGCCGAGCUUCCUGAUGAACCAGGCGAGCGCCAACGUGAGCGCCGCAGCAACAGCAGCUGCGGCAGCAACCUGCCGGCCGCGCCGAUGCCGGAAGCGAAGCCGCCUGUGCAGCAGGAGCCCGAGCUGA